Molecule: messenger RNA, 1512 nt
Organism: Fusarium musae
Lineage: Eukaryota; Fungi; Ascomycota; Sordariomycetes; Hypocreales; Nectriaceae
Exons: 2
Coding region: 1-1512 (503 amino acids)
Source: RefSeq, a predicted model, not a curated record
AUGCAGAUCAUACCGUCGUAUCCUGCCCUCGCGAACCAACACGGCAUGACUGUCACUUCCAAAUAUGUCUCGGAUGCUUCCGUCCAGGAACAGCAUAGCAUUACCAAAUCUGGAGCGGUCUCGACGGUGAGACCUAUCGCAGAGCAGCAGGAUGCAGAUCCGUCUGUGCGCGCAGUUUCCUCCAAGAUCUUGGACAUCAUCUUCGAAUAUGCCCUGAACAAAUUCAGCGACAGCAAAGAAAGGCUUGAGGCUGGUAGGCCCAAGUUUCUGUCCGUGGUGGGCAAAUUCGUGGCUACGAGUACAAGAGUUGAGAUGUGCCUACCAGCAUUUCCUUUCAAAUCGGCAAACAAAGCUUACAAAGUGUUUGGCAUACUGCCCGACAAAGCGGAAGAGAUUGCCUUGGAUCGGCUUAAUACUAUGUGCAUCCGCAUUGGCGAGAUCUAUCAGCCUGGCGCUCAAUGCACUAUCAUCUCAGAUGGCGUUGUCUACAACGACCUAUUGAGUAUCCCCGAUCGCGACACCUGGGCCUACGGGCAGGCACUUCGACAAUUGGCCUCUGACAAAGGCUUCCAGUACAUAUCCUUUUCUAGGAUCCGAGACUUGGUCGACAUCCCCCUUCCAGCUGAGCUGCAUGAGAUUGCUUAUGUCGCUAACGCGACCAAUUUCCGACGAGCCCUUCUCAACCGUUUCGGAAAAGACGAUAUCGAUAUCGACGAAGAAAUUGAGAAAGACCCAGAUACCAAGAUGACUUACCUUGGCUAUCGUCGGUUUCUCGAAUCUGACCUAAAGCAUAUCUUUCCCGUCGGCAAUGGGCGAACAGCAAAUGCAUAUCGAAGAGAUGUUAGGUAUCUUGCGAAGCAAAUGUUGAUCCGAGGUUAUGCGUUCGCUGCUGCUGUCAAGCACGGCUUCCCUAACCACCUGCGACUGUCUAUUCAUCAAUCCACUGGUGAAUACAAGAUAUCUAUGGCCUUACUCAACACCAAGACGGGCUUUACUACCCCUUGGCACUGCUGUGUUGCCCUGACAGCAACCGGGGAAUGGACCAGUGCUCCAAAGGGAGAGUACUUGAAAGACCCAAGUAUGGAGAUUAUCCACGAGAAUGGUCGACCUAGCUACUUCCAAGAGAUUGUUGGAAGUAAUGAACCCAAGCAAAAGGCUGAGUCAGAGAGUAGAGAGGCGAACAGCAGUGAUAGUCAGAGCACUUCAUCGCUUACUGAGCUUCAAAGACCAGUCUCCUCGCCUCUGACAGAAGCAGACAGAGAAAGACUGGCUGAGCUUGCAGAACUCGUGAUAUCAGCCAGCUUCAAGCGUAACGACGACCACAUGAAGUCAGACCUCUCAGGUGUGGACAAGGCUCUAGACUGCAACGAAAACGAGCUCAGGACAGUGGCAUGGCUCAAAGAAUUAAUAAAUGUUAUGGAUAGAGGCACUGGAGGAUAUAACGAAAAGGUCGCUGGUGUAACUUAUCAAAGCAUACCAGUGAACGGUGUACGCCAGCUUUCAAAUGCCUAA